Symbiodinium sp. CCMP2456 is the source of this 2112-nucleotide messenger RNA. Lineage: Eukaryota; Dinophyceae; Suessiales; Symbiodiniaceae. The record is from the annotation of a GenBank genome assembly.
AUGUGCUUUAGCCGCCUUAGCCACAAACUCAAGUCUUACGUUGAACCUGGCUGGUGCGUGUCAACACUGUUCAGCCAUGCUCGUCCGGACAAACCGGAUGUAGUGCCCUGUUUCACCGAUUCGAUCCUUGCUGCAGUCUUGGACGUUGCGGGGGAGAUGACGGAGGCAUCAACAACCAACGCCACUUAUUUCUUCUCGCUGGCAUUCCAGCAAGAUGCUAUGGAGGAGCCUGCGCCUCAGAUACUGUCCACGGCCAGUCUUCUCUCUGUGAAGGCCAGAGGCAAUGAUUGGGCAUUCCUGGAAGCUCGAAGAGAAGGCAUGCUGAAGGCUAUGACCCGGUCUUCGCUGGUGCUUGCCAUACUGCUGCUGGUUCAGAGUGCAUAUUUGACUCAGUCUUUCUUGGCCGGUGACCUUGCCAUUCCAGGUCUGAGGGAGGUGCUCAUUCACCGCGUCACAUGCAGCGGUGCACUUCUCCUGACGUUGGUCGCGGUAGCGAGCCUGGGUCUGGUACAGUGCUUCUCUGCCUCGGCGAGAAGCGUCGAGAGGUGCAUAGCUUUCAUGGUCCCGGUGAUCAUCUUCGCUGUGCCACACAUUGACUACCACUAUGUGUUGAGGAUGUAUCGGCUAGCCGAAGACUUUUUCAUGAGCCCGGACAACCCGGACUGUUACAACUAUUCCUCAGAUUCCAGGCUCAUGCUCUCGUGGAUUUCGCUGCUGACGGCUGCACACUUCUUCCUGAACGUGCGGUGGUUCAUGCUGAUCCCAACGCAGCUGGCAGGAGUGCUCACCUAUGUCGUGUGCGCGGUCCUCGGGAGUCCAGAAGGCGUUUUCAACGUCCCUAUGAACUUGGCGCUCUUCGGUGGCGUCACGGCCCUGGCGUCCCUGGCCAAGCGGCAGCUGGAGAAUCAUGAGCGCCAACAGCGUCUGCAGCUGAUCUCCGAGAGGGUCGCACGCUUUGAGAGCGACUUCAAGCUGGAGCAGGCCCAGAGCUCGAUGUCUUCUGGGAGAUCGAGUCCUAACCGACGGGCUGCAGACCUGCAGUCCAUGGUCACCGACACAACGGGUCAGACGGGCUUCACACAGUUUGUCUUCGAUAUGAAAACGGACUGCAGAGAACAGCUUGAGCACAUGGUGGCGCUUGGCUAUCAGGAGCACUGGCUUAUCGAGGCCAGACAGCUCAGUUUCAACCCGAAGAACCUGAUUGGGCGUGGAAACUACGGAGUGAUACUUGCCGGGGAUCUACUCGGGAUGCCAGUUGCGGUAAAGCUGCCUCUGGCGAAUGCAUCCUUGUCCUUGCCUGAUUUGGCAAACGAGCUCCGAUUUCUCCGGCGGGUCCGUCAUCCUCACAUCGUUGCAUUUCAAGGUGCCUGCAUCCUGCCACAUGCGGAAGUGUUGUUCCUGGUGGAGGAGCUGGUAAACGGCACCAGUCUGCAGUCGCUCCUGCCGGGAUCUCUGGAGCUGAACCCCCUAGAGAAGCACGCGGUACUGCUUGGAAUCCUCCGAGCGCUGCGGUACUUGCACGGCUUGGUCCCUUCCGUGGCCCACGGGGACCUGAAACCCAGCAACGUCCUGGUCCUGGAGCGCGAUCGUUCUCCGAAGCUGAUCGAUUUUGGACUAUCGCGGAUUCGCCACAGCCACUCGCGCCAGCUGGGAGGAACACCGCGCUACAUGGCGCCAGAGGUGCUUACCAAGACCAUCCAGAUGGCGAAGGCAGACAAGGCAGACAUGUUUUCAUUUGGCAGAGUGAUUUUCUUCGUGCUGGCCGCAGCGAACCCUUUGCAGGGGCUGAGUGUUCAGGAUGUGGUGUCUCAGGCUGAGAGAAAUCAGGUACCGGACCUGCAGUGGCCACCAUCUCCCGUCCCCUACUUCGAGCACGCGAAGCGGCUCGUCGACUCUUGUCUGAGGCCUUCACCCGAUGAACGUCCGAACGCAGAGUCCGCAGAGCUAGCGCUGCGAGCCUGGCUUGAUGCCGACUCGCCCGAUGGACACGACGGGGUCCACCUACGAGAGAUCAUCAGCCACGAUCGGACUGAGGUGGACCCGGAGACAAGGUUGGUGACCUCUUGCGCUGCAGCUGCCAAGCUCUACCUGGCACAGAAAAACCAGAUCUGA